UCGGGGCUUCUGAGCGCUGAGGGUCUUCCUUGUGGCUGGCGCUCGCGGGGCGGUGCGGGGCGGCGCUGGCGGCCGCUCGAGGAGCUGUUGGGGUCACGGCCGGCCUCACGCGCCCUCAGUUGGGGCGAGGUGGUCUCGCUGAAGGUUGAAAAUGGAAAGCCCACUUUUCUCCAACAGUGAUGGCUGUGCAGAUGACAUAGUUAUAGAGAAGUACCUGGUUGUAUCCAAGGAGUCUGCAUCCCAUGUUCAGCUUGCAUGCAGUAGGCAGCAUUGUGCUUUCCCUUUGGAUGGAAAUGAACUUUGUAUAUGCAAUACAUCCGGUCCUGCAUACCAGCUUCUCACUCUAAGAGGACACUCCCAUCCAAUUACUUCUGUGGCAUUUGGCAACAUAGAAAAUGCACCUCUCAUAUGUUCUGCAUCCAAAGAUUGUGUUAUUAUGUGGGACCUGGAUAAAUGCAGAGAGAAUGUACUCCAAGGCCAAUCUCCUCGUGGGACUGUCCUUGGGACUUGUCUGGGGAAGGUGAUGUGUUUGCGGUUCAGUCCAGAUGAUCAUGCUGUAGCUGUGUGUGCUGGGAAUAGAAUCUUCAUGCUGGAUGUGGAGAGUCAGUCUCUGCUGGCUGAGCUGGAGGGACACAUGGGCCCAGUGACUGCGGCUGAGUUUUGUCCCUGGCAAGCUGGUAUCAUCAUCUCAGUGUCUGAAGAUAGGACCUUUAAGGUCUGGAACCAUCACAUGGGAUCCUUGAUCUACACUUCAUCAGUGCUCACAGCGUACCCUCUCCUGAGCCUGCUUGUUGAUGGAGUGAGUCGACAGCUUGUCACCGGGGGAGCUGAUGGCCAGCUUUGGGUCUUCAGUUUGCUUGAAGGGCAUCAUUACCGUUGUGUGACACGUAUUGACCUCGGGAAAAUGAGAGAGAACUUCAGCAGGAGAGUAGGGUCACAGUGUGGCAUUCCAUCAGACAGUCAGUGUUCCCAGGCAGAGGACCAAGGAGGGUCAGGAGGAGCAUCAGGAAGGGUGGAUGUGGCACUGCCUGUGCUGGGACUGGCGCCCUGUGACUUCUCCGUCAUCCUGGAUUCUGAUUUGUCACCUGAGAAGACCAGCUGCAUAUGGGCUGGGAGCUCCACUGGUUUAUUCAUAGUCAACCUGGCCAACUUCGAACUGGAAGCCGUUUUACAUUACAAGGAGUGUCAGCAGCUGAGCAUUCAGGUGUCUGGCUCGUGUGCUGUGAGGAGCGGAGGCUGCAGCGGUCAGGCCUUCUGCCUUCUCUCGUCCCUAUUUGGCAACAAGAUCGCCAUGUUGGAAAUUGGUGUCAGAGCCCUGGUCAGGGCUCAGCAGAGGCCUGUACUGGAGCGGGAUCUCUCCGUGGUGGCCAGCACCCAUGUCUCACCAGCCUCUCCUCUGUAUCUGGUUAAGGCUGAGGAGAGCACCACUAAGCUGCCUGCUUUAACCCAGCGAGCUGUGCGGAACAAGGUGAGGGAUCAGCCCUUGGUCUUCCACAACAGGGUCCACUCCUCUGGAUACGGGGCUCCGCCACGGGAGAGAAGGAAGAAGAGAAUGGGGCACAGGAGGGAGAUAGUAUGGCACCUGGCCACAUGCAGUGUCUCUGCCUCAGCACUGACUCCCCCAGCCUUCCCCCCUGGGGGUGGCCGAAGCCUGUGGAUUGUUGUCCUGGCGACUCCUGUGUGCAGCGUUCGGGGACGUUUCUUGAGCAUGAGGCCCUGUGUGGAGCCAAGGGGCACCAUGUUUUUACCCAAGACUAAUCGCAAGAGAGGUCAAGAGAGACCCUCCAAGUGCAGAAAGAGUUUUCCAGGUAAGGAAUACCCUCUGGAGAAUUCCCUGCCGUGUACACUCAGCGAACAGUGUGCUGUCAUGCCUGGCAGAACUGCUAUCUGCUCUCUGCAGUUCUCAGGAGAUGGACAACAUCUGGCCUGUGGCUUGGCGAAUCACUUGUCACUGGUAUUCAAUGCUGAUCUUACUGGGACACCCAGGGUCUUUCCAGGUCAUGAUGGGGCUGUGAGCACGGUGAGCUGGAGCCAUGGUGGCAGGUGGCUGCUCUCUGCUUCCCAGGACAGGACUGUGAGGGUGUGGUCUGUUCGCAGGAUGGAGCUGGCCCUGCUUCUGGGCAGAGGCGUGUUCUCCAGGCCCGUCCAGUCUGCACAGUUUUAUUUCAUCGAUGCUUUUAUACUGUUGUCUUCUGGCUUGGAAUUCCAGCUACUCAAGUAUCACAUUGAUACUUCCAAGGAGGAGAUAAAAAGAUACAAGUCCAAGAGCUGGUACAAGCCUGUUUUUCGACUCCCUCUGACAGAAGGAGGAGAGGUCACGUGUCUGUCAGCAGCAAAUGAUUUUUAUUCCUACAUCGUGCUUGCUGCCGGCCGACACCGGUCCCUGGAAGUGUUCGACUGCAACGCAGGCCGCAGCACAGCUGUGAUAGCAGAGGCCCAUGCCCGGCCCGUGCACCAGAUCUGUCAGAAUCAAGGGUCCUCGCUGGCGAGCCAGUCUUCCCAGGAUUAUAACCUCUUCGCAACCAUAGCUGUUGGUGAUGGCAUAAAGCUGUGGGACUUGAGAACUCUGAGAUGUGAGCGCCGAUUUGAAGGCCACCCCGGCCGCUGCCAUCCCUGCAGACUCGCAUGGAGCCCCUGUGGACGAUACAUAGCUUGUGGUGCCGAGGACAGACACGCAUAUGUGUACGAGAUGGGCUGCAGCACAUUUUCCCGCAAACUGGCAGGACACACGGACACCGUCACUGGAGUGGCUUUCAGCCCGUCAGUCUCCCAGCUCAUCACGGCCUCUUUGGAUGGGAAGCUCCAGCUGUUCACAGCCCCAUGAGCGUCAGUGAGGCUGGCGCAGCUGCACAACUCAUCUAUACCACCCUGGGGGGCACCGGAUCCCGAGGGAGCC
Sorex araneus (European shrew) is the source of this 2896-nucleotide messenger RNA. It is a transcript of the gene WDR27, whose product is annotated as WD repeat domain 27. The coding region runs from base 152 to 2824 and encodes 890 amino acids. The record is from RefSeq and is a predicted model, not a curated record. Gene Ontology annotation, molecular function: protein binding. The transcript is spliced from 26 exons. Lineage: Eukaryota; Metazoa; Chordata; Mammalia; Eulipotyphla; Soricidae.